This is a messenger RNA of Vicia villosa (hairy vetch), 415 nucleotides long. RefSeq lists its product as uncharacterized. The record is from RefSeq and is a predicted model, not a curated record. Gene Ontology annotation, molecular function: zinc ion binding. Lineage: Eukaryota; Viridiplantae; Streptophyta; Magnoliopsida; Fabales; Fabaceae. The transcript is spliced from 2 exons. The coding region runs from base 73 to 384 and encodes 103 amino acids.
UCUGUAGCAAGUAAUCGCAGCAAAGCUUCCUUCGUCCAUGGAGAAUGCAGAUGUGGUCUGGAUGCACCCUUGAUGACUUCAUGGACAGAUGCUAACCCAGGACGCCGUUUUUAUGGGUGUGGGAUGUACAAGAUCCAAGGGUCCAAACGAUGCAACCAUUUUGUUUGGUAUGAUGAAGAGAUGGGAGCAAGAGUAAAGGAUAUGAUUUCUACACUAAAUCAGAGACUGAUAAGUGCAAAGGUGACUAUUGAAGAAGGGAAGAAAGUAGAAGAUGAGUUGAAUAAGCAGAUUAAGGAUUUGAAGAUGAAGAUAAAAAAUUUGAAGAUUUUGAUUGUUAUUAUUCUUGUGUGCAGUGUUGGUAGCAUUAGUAUUAGGUUGUUGUAAUUUCAAUACCAAAUUUGUAUGAGGAAGAGUA